This is a messenger RNA of Hipposideros armiger (great roundleaf bat), 2686 nucleotides long. It is a transcript of the gene PKLR, whose product is annotated as pyruvate kinase L/R. Bases 98 to 1768 code for a protein of 556 amino acids. The transcript is spliced from 11 exons. Lineage: Eukaryota; Metazoa; Chordata; Mammalia; Chiroptera; Hipposideridae. Gene Ontology annotation, molecular function: potassium ion binding; magnesium ion binding; pyruvate kinase activity. The record is from RefSeq and is a predicted model, not a curated record. Gene Ontology annotation, biological process: glycolytic process.
GCUUCCAGUGACAGAGGAGACACUGGUUGACAUUUUAACUCGUAGGCAGAACUGGCCCCUGGCCAGCCGGGCCUCCUGCCUCUGACAGCCCGACAGCAUGGAGCAGACCACCAGCGACAGGCGGGCGUGCGCUGGCAUGGAGGGCCCAGCAGGGUAUCUGCGAUGGGCCAGCGUGGCCCAGCUGAGACAGGAUCUGGGCACCGCCUUUUUCCAGCAGCAGCAGCUGUCGGCUGCGAUGGCAGACACCUUCCUGGAACACCUCUGCCUGCUGGACAUCGACUCGGAGCCCGUGGCCGCUCGCAGCACCAGCAUCAUCGCCACCAUCGGGCCGGCAUCUCGCUCUGUGGAGCGCCUCAAAGAGAUGAUCAAGGCUGGGAUGAACAUUGCGCGACUCAACUUUUCCCACGGCUCCCACGAGUACCACGCUGAGUCCAUCGCCAACAUCCGGGAGGCGGUGGAGAGCUUUGCAACUUCCCCAGUCAGCUACCGACCCGUGGCCAUCGCUUUGGACACCAAAGGACCAGAGAUUCGCACCGGGAUCCUGCAGGGGGGCCCAGAGUCGGAAGUGGAGCUAGUGAAGGGCUCGCAGGUGCUGGUGACCGUGGACCCGGCGUUCCGGACACGGGGAGACGCGAGCACCGUGUGGGUGGACUACCCCAACAUCGUCCGGGUCGUGCCAGUGGGGGGCCACAUCUACAUUGACGACGGGCUCAUCUCCCUAGCUGUCAAGAAAAUCGGCCCAGAAGGGCUGGAGACCGAGGUGGAGAACGGCGGCGUCCUGGGCAGUCGCAAGGGCGUGAACUUGCCGGGUGUCCAGGUGGACCUGCCCGGGCUGUCCGAGCAAGAUGCCCGAGACCUGCGCUUCGGGGUGGAGCAUGGCGUGGACAUCGUCUUUGCCUCCUUUGUGCGGAAAGCCAGCGACGUUGUUGCAGUCCGGGCUGCUCUGGGGCCGGAAGGGCAAUCCAUCAAGAUCAUUAGCAAAAUUGAGAACCACGAAGGCGUGAAGAAGUUCGAUGAAAUCCUGGAGGUGAGUGACGGCAUCAUGGUGGCACGGGGUGACCUGGGUAUCGAGAUCCCUGCUGAGAAGGUUUUCCUGGCUCAGAAGAUGAUGAUUGGACGCUGCAACUUGGCGGGCAAGCCAGUUGUCUGUGCCACACAGAUGCUGGAGAGCAUGAUUUCGAAGCCCCGGCCGACCCGGGCAGAAACGAGCGACGUGGCCAACGCCGUGCUGGACGGGGCCGACUGCAUCAUGCUGUCGGGGGAGACUGCCAAGGGCAGCUUUCCUGUGGAGGCUGUAAUGAUGCAGCACGCGAUUGCCCGGGAAGCAGAGGCCGCAGUGUACCACCGGCAGCUGUUUGAAGAACUGCGCCGGGCAGCACCCCUGAGUCGUGAUCUUACCGAAGUCACUGCCAUCGGCGCCGUAGAGGCCGCCUUUAAGUGCUGUGCUGCUGCCAUCAUCGUGCUGACCAAGACCGGCCGCUCAGCCCAGCUUCUGUCUCGGUACCGACCUCGGGCCGUGGUCAUUGCUGUCACCCGCUCUGCCCAGGCUGCCCGCCAGGCCCACCUAUGCCGAGGAGUCUUCCCCUUGCUCUACCGUGAUCCGCCGGUGGCCAUUUGGGCAGACGAUGUGGAUCGCCGAGUCCAGUUUGGCAUUGAAAGCGGAAAGCUCCGUGGCUUCCUCCGUGUCGGGGACUUGGUGAUUGUGGUGACAGGCUGGCGACCUGGUUCUGGCUAUACCAACAUCAUGCGGGUGCUAAGCAUAUCCUGAGAUGCACCCCCACCCCAGCCAGCUCUGGACCAACCUCCCUCCUCCCCAUGCCCUGUCUGCCUUGUCUACUCCGUCCUCCCUGCCCGAGGCCACAUCUGCCACCUGCCCCAUUCCAGAGUGCGCCUUCCCCUCGCCAUUUCACGCAGGCCCUGAAAGUCUGUGUCCAGUUAAGCACUGGCCAUCCGGCAGCACCGGUCAUGCAAUGCCUGCGCCCAGUGCUCUCAGCUGACGCUAAGAUGCUCCGAGCCUUGAAUCCCAGCUUACUGGUUAACUCUAUUUCCCCAGGCCUCCCACAGCUGGGGGUGGGGAGAGGGGGUUAAGGCAGCCAUGUCCAGUCUCCACAGAAUGGCUAUUUUAGAAAUAGCUCACAUCCAUGAGUCUGAUAUUCUCAUACGUGGCCCUCAUGGUGAUCCGGGCAUCUCCCGGCGAAAGUGCCACCUGUUCCUUCAUUGUAACGAAGUGACAUCAAAGCACCGCCCUUCUGGGAAAGCCAGGGGAGAUGCACUGGUGAGCUCACCUUACCGCUGUCUGCAUGACCCCUCCCUGGCUGCUUGCAGGGCCUUGCUGGGUGAGACGCCCUGCUGCCUCCUGCACCCAGAAAUCCCUUCACGCCCACUUUGUUCCCACACACAAACCAGGAGCCGAAACAAGUGUCUCUAUUUUCUUUUAAAACCAGCUGUGUGGAAGGAAUUAUUAAACUUCUCCCAUCCAUCCAGAACCCCGGAACUCCCCACCCAGGGGGAAAGGAGCUACAGGGCCCCGGCCCCACGUUCCUGGAUGCUGUAGAGUAAGCCUGGACACGAGGCAUGGGGUAAGGGAUUUCUCUUGUCCCUGAGAAGGCAGAGGUGCUGGCUAGCCUGCCCUUCCCCAGGCUCAGAUAUUUGGGGCCCUCCUCCUGCACCUACAGCAAACUCAGUA